CAUGUGUAUGUCUGUUAGUAGUAACGCUACAUCUCAACCAUUCCGAAUAUAUAUCUUGCGUACACGAUAACCACAAUUUUCUUUCUAUAUUCUUACAUUUCUACUUAAAAAAUGAAAAUUUAAAAUAAAUUCGAAUGAUCUUCAUGUUUACUGUGAAAAUUCAAAAUUCUCCUCUGUUGGAUGAUUAAGAGAUAAAUAUAUUGAAUGGGCAUUAAUCUCUUGCCUAAUCACACAUCAGUUUGAACAAUGAAGUCUUCCUAUAUAUCUGUUCAAGUUUAUGUCAACGGAUAUCGACAAAGUCUAUGGAAAAGAAACAUACGUAAUGUUGUCACUUGCAUACUGGGUGCAUAUACACAAAGAGUGGCGACUUACUAAAAAUUAUUUGAUUAUUGGUCCUCCUGCUUAUAUAAUGCUCCAAGAAAAUUAUAUUUUUGUCACUGAAUUGGCACAUUUGUGCAGAGAAAGAACAGCCGCUUCUAUGAGUACCAUUCGUCUGUUGCACUGUGAUGGAAAAGAUACUAACAACAAAAGCGCUUCAACGUUUAUUUCUACAGAUAGAAUGGCAUAUGAGGUAUUUCUGGGUGGAUCCUGUAAUCCAACCACAUGGAGGUCAGAAAUAGCGAUACCGACUCUACAGAGACUCGGGAUCACUUACUACAAUCCCCAAGUGUCGCAGUGGGGACCGGAAUUAAUAGCUCAAGAAUAUGAAGCGAAACAAACAGCGAAAGUAUUACUCUUCGUAAUUGAUAAUCAAACACGCAAUAGCGCAGGCAUCAUUGAAGCAGCUCAGUUAGCAGCUACGCGCCGCGAGUCUUUAAUUCUUGUUAUUUAUCCGUAUCGUCAGGGUCAAACGAUACUUGGCGAAACUGUAUCUCUACAAGAAUAUUGUGACCUGAUGAAUGGAUUGCUAGUACUUCAGUAUCUGAUGGAGAGACAGAGGAUACCAAUAUUUGAAAGUGUAUCAGUUGCUCUGAAUUGUACAUCCAAGAUGCUACGUGAGGAAAUUAACGUGGAAGAUCUGCAUGCCGAUGAUGGUAUUAGGCCGAUUAAAAUAUCAUUCGGUCAAAAUGGAAUGGAUCUGGUUAUGCUCAGGGAGAUUUUCAAGUCUAUGGAUAUGAACGAUAAUGGGGCCGUCAACUUGGAAGAAGCUUGGAUAGCAUUACAAUCGAGUGUCAAGUGCAACGUACCAUCGAUGUCAGAGCUUCUUAGUGUCGUGAACAAGUCGGAAGCGUAUAGGACGUUGAUAGACGAUGGAUUUCCAGCGAAGAGGGAUCCAACGGAAUUACGGAUAAACUUCGAACAAUUUUGUGCCUUAGCUACCGAAUCAGCGUGGAGGACGAAGAGCAACGGCGUCUCUUGUGAAAGUGAGAUACCUUCAGUUUGGAGUAUUUUAUGUAGGAAGGCGUCGAAAUUUCUUCGCAGAGCUAUCGUGCAACCUUUUAACCGUUUCCUAGAUUGGACCAAUUUCUUCGUGCCAGAAUCCGAGAAGAGAGACUUGUACGUUGGAGUAAUCGGUAAAGAUCAGUUUUGGUUAGAAACGACCGCCAUACCCUCGAUCGAAUCUAUUGGAUUAUCCUUCUAUCGAUCAAGCCUGAACGAGUACAACGUAAAGGUGUUGCCACAAGAAUUGCAGAGGAUGAAAAAUUCACGGUUAAUAUUAUUGAUCGUACCGCAACAUUCGCGUGGUGUCACUAUAAUGGCAUUGGCAGCUCACCUGAUUGGAUUACGCGCAAAAUUAGUCCUAUGCGUUCAAGCGCUUCCCGAAGACUGCGUAGUUUCUGGUGAAAAGCUAACUGAACAAGCCAUAAAAGACUACAAUCGGGGAAGAAUGUACCUGUCGGACUACGCGACGCGCGAAGGUGUACCUGUUUUUCAGAAUAUCGCAGAUGCUUUGCAACAUGCGAUACAGCUAGUUCAGCAUCUCUGUUAAUUUUCUUCUUUUUUUUUACAUCCCUCCUUUUUACUCCUUCCUUUUUUUCUUUUAAUUUUCCUCAACCCCUUCCGUCCCUCUCCCGCUCCUACUCUUCUUCUUUUUCCUGUUUAUAUUUUUAUCUUUUUCUUUUUCUUUUUUUUU
This is a messenger RNA of Bombus huntii, 2074 nucleotides long. RefSeq lists its product as uncharacterized. Gene Ontology annotation, molecular function: calcium ion binding. Gene Ontology annotation, cellular component: plasma membrane. The transcript is spliced from 14 exons. NCBI's taxonomy places the organism in Eukaryota, Metazoa, Arthropoda, Insecta, Hymenoptera, Apidae. The record is from RefSeq and is a predicted model, not a curated record. Bases 278 to 1930 code for a protein of 550 amino acids.